GUGUGUGUGUGUGUGUGUGUGUGUGUGUGUGUGUGUGUGUGUGUGUGUGCAGAUAUGAGAAAGGCGAACUGAACUGAAUUUUUUUUCCAUAUGUUUAUCUACAGUUUCCCCCAGACGUCCACAGCGAGGUGUCAUGACCUGGAAAAAGCCAGGGAGAGAUAAGACUUUGGACUGAGGAUGAGGGGACGAGGGGACGAGGAGACAUUGUGUAUAUAUGUAACACUGAGACAGUGACUAAGCCCUACUUAGCAUGUUUCCUGUAAUCACUACAACUCUCAGCCGCAGAGCCGUGAGAUGUUGGACAAGUCGACGCGCCGUAGCUACUGUUGUCUCCGGCAACAAGAUCUCACAACAGGUGAUGGAGCGUCUGAAAAAGGACGUAGCGGAGAUGAACCGCCAGCAUCCAGGCUUUAGACCAGGCCUGGUGGUGCUACAAGUUGGAAGCAGAGACGACUCCAAUCUGUACAUCAGUAUGAAGUUAAAGGCAGCAGUCAGUAUCGGCAUGAAUGUCAACCACAUCAGGCUCCCGAACACGGCUUCAGAGGACGAGGUGCUGCAGAGCAUCACGCUGUAUAAUGAGGACCCUGAUGUUCACGGACUCAUCAUCCAGCUUCCUCUGGACUCCAUCCACCACAUCAACACUGAGAACGUCACCAACGCUGUGGAUCCAGACAAGGAUGUGGACGGUCUUUGCAGUGUAAAUGCAGGGAAGCUUGCUCGAGGUGAUCUGCACCACUGCUUCAUCCCCUGCACACCGAGCGGCUGCAUGGAGCUCCUCAAACACACAGGUCUGUCCGUAUCGGGUAAGAAGGCUGUGGUGAUCGGACGCAGUAAGAUCGUCGGAGCUCCCAUGCGUGAUCUCCUCAUGUGGAACCAUGCCACGGUCACCUGCUGCCACUCCAAAACUCCAGAUCUUCCAGCAGAAGUGAAGCAGGCGGAUAUCCUGGUGGUCGGCGUGGGGAAAGCCGAGAUGUUGAAAGGCGACUGGAUAAAAGAGGGCGCGGUGGUCAUCGACGUCGGCAUUAAUUACAUCCCAGACAGUAGCAGACCCUCAGGUAUGCGGGUGGUGGGAGAUGUUCACUAUCCGUCCGCUAAGGAGCGAGCGGGGUUCAUCACUCCGGUUCCUGGAGGAGUUGGACCCAUGACUGUUGCCAUGCUGAUGGAGAAUACAGUAAAGAGCGCUCAGACGUUUCUGCAGACGUACAGACCGGGGAAAUGGAACGUGACAUACACCAAGCUGAAACCACACAAACCUCAAGCAAGGUGCAAGAACACUGAGAAUGUUGAUGCCCAGAUCUCUCAGUGUGCUACACAGAAGUCUGUUCAUCAGCUGGCUAAAGAGAUGGGGCUGCUGUUGAAGGAGACGGAGCCGGACUUCAGGGGCAGUGUGAGGGUGAGUCUGGACGUCCUGAAGCGUCUCAGCAAACAGCCUGAUGGGAAAUAUGUGGCAGUGACUGGAAUAACUUCCACGCCGUUAGCCGAAGACCAGCGCACCGUGGCUCUGGGGUUAGCUCACGCUUUAGGGGGGCAUUUAAAGGUCAAUGCUCUUGCCUGCGUUAGACAGCCGUCUCUACAGCACUGUUUAGCAGGAGCUGUUGUUAGAGGUGGAUUCUCACAGAGCUCCAUGGAGGAGACUGGGUUCCAGCUCACAGGACACUCAGAGGCUGUUUCAGCAUCCAGUAGCCUCAUCAUAGACACCAUCACAGCUUACUGUCAAUACCAGGCCGAGCUCUCUGACCAGGCUUUUUUCGACCUCUUGGUUGCAGUCAGAGACGAACAUCGAUCCUUCUCAUCAUCCCAGCUGAAAAGACUACAGAGACUCGGUGUUGAGAAAUCCGACCCCACGACCCUGACCCGAGAUGAGAUUAGACGCUUUGUCCGGUUGGACAUUAAUCCGGACACGAGGACGGACCGCACGUCUCUGGACGCUGAGAUGACGGCCAUCGUGUCUCUGAGCAGGAGUCUAGAGGACCUGCAGGACAGACUGGCUCGGGUGGUGGUGGCUAAUAACAUGUCUGGAGAGCCGAUAACCGCAGAAGACCUGAGUGUAAGCGGUCUUGUAGGUCUGCUGUUGAAGGAAUCCCUGAAGCCGUGUUUGAUGCAGAUGCUGGAGGGGACUCCUGUCUUUUUUCACCCCAGUCCAUUAGCUGAUGUCGCAUGGGGCAGUCCAUCCAUCGUGGCAGAUAAAAUGGCUCUAAAAUUGGUGGGACCUCAGGGUUUUGUGGUCACCGAGACGCCUGACUGUGAGAACUUCUUCAGCAUCACGAGCCGCUCCUCAGGCCUGCGACCGCACGUGAUGGUGUUGGUGACGUCUGUACCAGACCUGAAGACGUACGGCAGCGGAGCAGCGAACCUGGAGCUGCUGGAGGAAGGCUGCGCUCUACUGAAGAGGAGGAUAGAGACGGCCAGGGCGUACGGUGUUCCUGUGCUGGUGGCUGUAAACACCUUCAGCUGUGAUACGGAGACUGAGGUGGAGCUGGUGUGUAGGCAGGCGAAGAGUUUCGGAGCGCUCGAGGCAGUGCGGUGCACUAGUUGGCCUGAAGGGGGCGCUGGAGCACUGGAGCUUGCACACGGCGUUCAGAGCGCGGCCGAGAUCCAGGGAACGCUUCACUUCACCUGCGAGCUGCAGAUGAGUGUGACUGAGAAGAUAAGAAACAAAGCCCAGCAGAUGUUUGGUGUUGAAGAUGUGGAGCUUUCAGCUAAAGCCAAAAAGAAGCUGGAGCUUUACAUAAAACAGGGUUUCAGACAUUACCCAGUGUUCAUCAGGGACACUCACAUAUACAAGAGGAAUGUGAAGGUGCUGCUGAUUUCAGACGUCCAGGCGUACGCAGGAGCACAACUGCUCCACUUUAUGGUGAGUGAAGCCACGUUCGGAGAAGCUUCUCUUCCGCACGUCACCCGAAGUGUCCAUCAGGAGAAGAGCUGCAACUCGCCGUUUGUGUAUGUGUGUGUGUGUGUGUGUGUGUGUGUGUGUGUGUGUGUGUGUGUGUGUGUGUGUGUGUGUGUGUGUGUGUGUGUGGUUUAAUUAUAUGAGUAAAGCUCAUUGUACACAUCCCCCUAUGAUUAAUUCAGCCAUCUGUUGUUACUACUAUACAAACACAUGUAUUUUCACUACACAAGUGAAGUGGUCUGUUUUGUAGUCCACGAUCCUUUCCAAUCACCUCGUUCUAUAACACAGCUAUAACACAGCUCUAUGUAGUUGUAUAAAACUACAUGCAUUUUAUACUAUAUGUAUGUACGAAUCAGACAUUUUAAAGUUUAACAAUCAGGGCUCAUAUGCAUGACAUGUGAAGCUUCUCCUGGUGAUAAAUUUCUUACGAAUGUGGCGUUUCUCCUUAAAAUUAAAGAGAAGCUCACAGUGAAGGUAAAAGUUCUUCAUAAAGCAUCUUAACCCUUAAAAGAGCUCAUAAGGUCAAAAAGUGCUAGGAGAAGUGAGGAAGACUUUAAGAGGAUGAAGAGUUUCUUUAUCACACAGGAGAAAAUGGCUGAAAGGUGAAGAGGGAAAAGAAAUGUGUCGUAUACGAUAUAUAAUAAUGAUACUGUGUGUGUGUGUGUGUGUGUGUGUGUGUGUGUGUGUGUGUGUGUGUGUGUGUGUGUGUGUGAGAGAGAGAGGGAAAGAGUGAAGAGAGA
This is a messenger RNA of Tachysurus fulvidraco (yellow catfish), 3630 nucleotides long. It is a transcript of the gene mthfd1a, whose product is annotated as methylenetetrahydrofolate dehydrogenase (NADP+ dependent) 1a, methenyltetrahydrofolate cyclohydrolase, formyltetrahydrofolate synthetase. The record is from RefSeq and is a predicted model, not a curated record. NCBI's taxonomy places the organism in Eukaryota, Metazoa, Chordata, Actinopteri, Siluriformes, Bagridae. Gene Ontology annotation, biological process: tetrahydrofolate interconversion. Gene Ontology annotation, molecular function: methylenetetrahydrofolate dehydrogenase (NADP+) activity; formate-tetrahydrofolate ligase activity; ATP binding. Bases 251 to 3025 code for a protein of 924 amino acids. Gene Ontology annotation, cellular component: cytosol. The transcript is spliced from 27 exons.